Venturia canescens is the source of this 1041-nucleotide messenger RNA. RefSeq lists its product as uncharacterized. Gene Ontology annotation, cellular component: axon; neuronal cell body; membrane. NCBI's taxonomy places the organism in Eukaryota, Metazoa, Arthropoda, Insecta, Hymenoptera, Ichneumonidae. Bases 1 to 1041 code for a protein of 346 amino acids. Gene Ontology annotation, biological process: sensory perception of taste; male courtship behavior; chemosensory behavior. The record is from RefSeq and is a predicted model, not a curated record. The transcript is spliced from 5 exons.
AUGGCAAGGCAACUAUGGAAACCAAAAAAUCUGUCCGAUACAAUAUUUCCCAUCACGACGCUAAGUGCUCUGAUGGGUUUCGGUGUUUUUCAAUGUCCAAUCGGACGCUCCCGGAUGUUGUUGAGUGGUUUGUACACGAGUGUUUUAUCCGUGAUUUUGUGGAGCUUCUUCAUUAUGAUUUUUCUAGAAACGUACAAUCGCAACGGAACCGAAGAGAACAGAAAUGCGCUUCUUUUUCUGAGUUAUCUCAACCAGGCGACGACUCUAUUCGCACAAAUUUCCAGUUUUUGGCACACAAAAAAACAGUUACGUAUCGUCGAUCGAUUGAUGGAGAUUGACAAAACCCUUUGGAAGCUCGGAGCGUCUUUCGAUUAUCAGCGAUGUUUAUUUGUCGGGAUGUUGAGCUUCGGCAGUUGGUUUUCAUUGUUCCUCGGGAAUGCUAUUUCUAGAAUUUCGUGGCUCACUGACCCGAUGCCACUAGGACAGGCGAUUCUUUUGGUGGUUAUUACCAAAUACCCAGCGAUGAUUCACAUGUUUGUGGGACUGACUUUCUGGAUUUUAGCCUGGUACACGGGCCUCAAAUUUCACGCGAUAAAUAAAUUACUCGAAGAGCCAUACAAGCACAUUUACGGACAAUUUGAAAGUGACGAUUUCGGUAAUUUUUUGCAACAACAAUUUCGUAUUACGUCAUUCAACAACUCGUUGUGUGGAGAUUUGAAGAACGAUCGUGAUCGAUCGGAAUUCAUUCAGAUAAUAAAGCACGUGCAUCUCGAAACGACCCUGCUAACGAAAGACCUCAAUGACAUUUAUGGCGGAUUGAUGCUGGUGCAAUUCGGAAUGGAUUUCGUCCAGUUUACCGUAUUUUCUUACGUGCUCUACGGCAUUUGGGUACGGCCACAGGUUGAGUUCAAAUGGAUACGGUUCAACGUCGCAUUCUUCUGGAUGUCAGCAUUUCUGUUGAAAAUAUUCCUCGUCAACGGGAGUAAAAAUCGAUUCAAAGACACCCAUAAAAGACGAUCUUUCGGGCAUGAUCUACCUUAA